AUUUUUAACGUGCACGACCGACGUUUAUCGACCAGAGACAUCCAACGCCGCCGCCGAAAUUCCGCAGUGCAGCAGAUGUUUGACAUGUGCGCAUUUCCGUGUUUAGUCGUAGUUUUGGACCGGUGGGUGGAUGGGUGGUCACAUGGGCUGGCUGAACGAUGGGUGAGCGGGACAGUCGGAGAGGAGUGCGACCAAUAGAAUUGCCGUUCGCCCGGUGAUGGGAACCACCACCGCCGCCGCCACCGCCACCCCAUCAAUAGCUCAUAAAAAGGCACGCAGCAGCGCCCGAUCGUCAUUUCGCGUUACUGUCUACUUGGUGUUCACUCAAUUAUUACAUCGUCUAUAGCUUCGCUUCAAACACGAUGGAGUUUGUGAAAAUUAUGAUAUUGCUGAUGGCCGUCGUUAUGCCGAUCAUACAUUCAUUACCAACCCAGACAACACCCUCGGAAUUACAAGGUGGUGAAGACAACUCAACACCAUUUUUUCUUGAAAUCGAACUGGAUCGUGGUCAGGAACAGGCAGAUAUAGAUAAUAAAAGAAAUGAUAUGGAUUUAAUAACAUUUAUCAAGAAUAAAUUGGCUUUAAGAAAAAAAAAUCUUCUUGAAAAGCUAAAGGACUACUCACUUCUAAAGGAAACAUUUCAUUUCCCAUUAGGUAUUGGAAGUCUAAAGGGAUUAUAUACAUUCCUAUUCAAUAUAGGUAAUAUCCGAGAAAGGAGAAGUUUUAGAUCAUCGGCGAAAACAACAACAACAACAACCACAGAACGUUAUGGAGAUUGGGAAAUUGAAAACCCUCCUAAUGAUGGAGACACUGCUCUUACUAUGUACAAGUGACUUUCUUAUAGAUAACAAUAUGUUUGUUACAGUAAAAUAUUAUGAGAUAAAAAAAAAACAUUUUAAAUAAUUUGUUCUUAUGUAGUUAAAUUGUAACAUCUAUUAAUGUAUUUUCUUCAAUAAUAACAAUAAUGAAUUAUGUAGGGAAAAGUAUAAUUAUAUAUCAACGUUCCCAAUCAUGUAAACAUAUUAAUAUAUUAUACUGCAUUGCUAUAGUGUAGACGGUACAACGUUAUAUGCGGAGUAUAUUAUAUUAUUUAUAUGCGUUGUACUACCUAUCGUAGUUAUCAUAUUUUAUUUAUUAAUAUUUAUACUAAUUUUAAUAAUAAAAAUUAACUGUAUGACAAAUAAAUACGUAUUCAUUUUACAA
This is a messenger RNA of Aphis gossypii (cotton aphid), 1203 nucleotides long. RefSeq lists its product as uncharacterized. Lineage: Eukaryota; Metazoa; Arthropoda; Insecta; Hemiptera; Aphididae. The coding region runs from base 363 to 833 and encodes 156 amino acids. The record is from RefSeq and is a predicted model, not a curated record. The transcript has 2 exons.